UAUAACUGGAAACAUAAAUCAAAUGCAAUCACAUGCAUCAAAUAAACACACAAAGGCAAGUAUAGCACAUAGAGGUCAAUCUCAAAAACUGAAAUAACGUAAGACGUAGAAUUUACCCCCUUGACACUCACCUUGCUAUCGUGUCAAUAGACUUGAACCAACCACCAUGGAAAGGGUCGAUCACCUUGAGGUCAUCCCUCCUUACUUUGAAAUCUCCACGCAAUCUCCAAUCCAUGAUGUGAUUCCAAUAACUCAAAGUUUAAUUACGUGACCAUCUCAUCUGCCCCACCUCCUCAAUACGCAAAACAUAUAACUCCAACCACGAGAGUGCAAUAAUUACCAAGCGAAAGGUUAUUUUAUCAAGCUGGACCGCCUCCUCUUUUGUGAUACGACGAACACGCUGAUUCAUAAUUCCUCGCCAAUGCCAUAAAGCUAUACCACUACACCUUGCCUUCUCAUCCAACUAUCUCCGUUCUAAAUGACGUUAUAAUAACCCCUCAUUCCUUCCCACCAUAGUUUGAAAUACAUAUAUACACCACACACUAAACCCUGGUCUUUGCAUCGUCAUUUAUCGAACAAUAACAUAGAGGAAAAUGAGUUUACCAUAUGAUUUCCUCCUCCUUUCCCUAUAACGCAUUCUCGUUAAAUUUCAGGGAGCCAAGGAUUCCAGUGUCCUUCAUGUAUGGCACCGCCUACGGUGUCUACGACAUCCGCCCAGCGACUCCUCGAGCUUCCUCUAAAUAUCGCAUACCGCCGUCUGAGUCUGUGGGAUUAUACUGGUUCAAAUAUGGGGGAAGUAUGGCGGUGGCUUGACCAAGGGUGGAGAGUGGGGGUGAGAGAGGGGGAUGAGUUGGGGGAGGGGUUUGGCGGCCGCUUUGCUUUGUUUCUUUCCCGAGAGCAAGUUGCUUUCGGUGGGAAAGUAAAAGGUUGCGAGGGUUUAGCUAUUGGGGUGAGGCCGAGUGUAGUAGAGUAAGGGUCUAGGGUUUAAUUAGUUAGAGGGUAUUUUUGGAAUCUUACAAUUACGAAUGAAUUUAAUUCAAAACUCAAUUAACGUCGGUAACUUCCUCUUUUUAUGUCCAAAUUUGACACCGCUUAAACCGGCAAUUAACACUUUUAGUCCUCAUUGAUACUAUGGUGGAACUUGACCUAAUGGUAUAAUAGUCAUUUUGACUUUUGGAAAGAGCAGGGUGUAACAUGUUCUCGAUUUAAAUCGUUCUCUUCUUAUUCACUCUCGAGUUCCCUCAAGUUUCUGGGUUGAAGCCAACCAUAAGGUGAUCUAUUUGAUAAAUCAGCAAGUGACGUCGAUAUUGGGACUACAAUCUCCUUUCUUCGGUUUGUAUGGAAAACAACUUAACUACUGUUGGCUAAGGGUCUUUGGAUUCACCUGCUAUGUUAUUCUUCCCAAGAAGGAAUGUCAUAAGCUAGAACCCAACGUAGCCAAGUGCCCUUUUGUAGGGUACAAUGAAAGGUUUAAUGGAUACUUGUGUUAUGAUACGACAUCCCGCGGAUGAGAAUCACCUACAACAUGGUUUUUUUUAUAAAAUGGUCAUUAUCGGGAAUUGAAGGAGACCACCGCAGAUGCAUUUGAUUUUCUAAACUCCCUUCCUCUCACUACUCUCUUGGAUAUGUCAUCUUCUUCUUCACCACCCGACAAUCCUGGCUGUAAUAGCGCCGAGUUACAGAAUUCUUUUUCUAGUGGCUUGAAUGGAACUUCUUCUUCUAGUGGCUCAAGUGGAAUGGAUGACGACAGUUAUGCAUCUCCUGGUGGUUCACAGUCUAAUUCCUCAUCAUCACAGGCCUCGAGUCCCUUGACUUCUAGCUCUUUUUCCUCUAGGUCAUCUUCAUCUGGGUCAUCUAUAGGACCGGUUGAUGAUCACUUGAAUUCCUGCAUGUUAUUGUCAGCGGUUUGCAUGUAUCAACAACUACCCCAUCCUAAGCCAAGUUUAACCUAGGACGACAUUGUCUUAUAGUGGUAAUCAAGGUCGUAUUCUACUCGGGUCCUGGUACCCUCGCCUACUUCCCACCUUGUUGUUAAUUAGGUAAUCGGUUUUUGAGGUUCCGAAUGGAGGAUAUGAGGACACACUAGUCUAGAGGUUGAUCAAAGCUAAAAUCAUGUACUUCGGGGAACUAAUCCUCCCCCUAGUUUAGGGAUACUAUGCAUGUAUAGAUACUUAGGCUUAUCCAAUGUGGUGAGUGAGUUCUUUUCCGUGGGCCUUCAUUUCAAUGGACACUAUCCAUCGUCCACACCGAGGUUUCAUCCCGAGUUCCGUCUAGGAAGGCUACCUAUAACAUGGGUUUGGUCGCCUCGACCACUAUAGGCCCCCAUUCACUCAUCUAACCUAAACUCGCCAGCUGGCACAUACCCUUCUAAACCUGUAACUCCUUACCCAACGUGGUAGCAUAAAGUAGGGUAAGAGGGAAUAAUAGGGCGACUUACCCAAACGUCAUCAUUUAGGAAAGAGUGACAUUAAAAAUCAACUAGACAAACACGUUAAUUCAUUCAAACCCUAAAAUAUCCAUACAUACAUAAUAAAUCCUAAAACUAGGGUUUGGGGUUUAGAACCCCUAGUACCUUAGAGGACUACUCCAUAAAGGAGGGAAGAAGAUACAUGUUAGAAAUAGAAGAAUACUUGGGGUAGAAGAUGCAUCCUUGUUCCUAGCUCCUCCUUCUCUUCUUCUCCCUUCAGCUUCUCUCUCUUCUCUAUCUCUAGAACCAAAAAUUUCACCCAAAAUCAGCUCACUUUAAAAGGGGGGAAGGGGUCUUCUAUUUAUAGGCAACUUGGCUUUGGGGAAGUUCGCGGCCUGAGGCAGGGAGAUCGCGGCCGUGAUCUUUAGUCACUGGGCCGUGAUUUCAAAACGUUGUCUUCGAGGCCUUAAGGAAGGGGGAGAUCGCGGCCUGUCUUCGCUGUCGCGAUCCUUGAGUCACGACCGCGAUCUUCCUCGCGGGCAUUUUGCACGUUGGCCGUGAUUUGAUCGGGGAAAGUCUCUACUCAUCCAUGGCUACUUCCUCGUGAGGUUCACACCCUGGGGCUCCAAGAUCGUGGUCGCGAACUCGCGAUCUUUGGCUUCUGGGUCGCGAUCUUCAACGAGACUUCACGACUGGAGAUCCCGUCCGUGAUCUUUAGCUUCUAUGCCACCAUCUUUGAUCCUUUCCCCUUUCUACACGUGUGACCUUGUUUUGUGCCUAAUUUGCACAUAUUGACUAAUACACCCUAUAAUCACAUCAAAAUAAAAUAGGAACGAAAUAGGAACGUAUUUGACAAUGUCUAACCGCUGAAGCACAUGAAUUUUCACAAAACAUACUAUAAGAUAGAGGGUAAAUAACACCGAUUUUAGUGUUAUCAAACUCCCCCUCACUUAGGCGUUUACUUGUCCUCAAGAAAACCUACUCAAACCUAAUGCAAUAUGAUAGAUGAAUCAAUGAGGCAUGCAUGCUAGUUCUUCAUUGAAUAGAUAAGAGUAUACAGG
Messenger RNA from Linum trigynum, 3468 nucleotides. The record is from the annotation of a GenBank genome assembly. Lineage: Eukaryota; Viridiplantae; Streptophyta; Magnoliopsida; Malpighiales; Linaceae.